Messenger RNA from Selaginella moellendorffii, 2662 nucleotides. RefSeq names its product protein ENHANCED DISEASE RESISTANCE 2. The transcript has 22 exons. The record is from RefSeq and is a predicted model, not a curated record. Bases 217 to 2406 code for a protein of 729 amino acids. Gene Ontology annotation, molecular function: lipid binding. NCBI's taxonomy places the organism in Eukaryota, Viridiplantae, Streptophyta, Lycopodiopsida, Selaginellales, Selaginellaceae.
CACGUUGAAAGUUCGAUUCGCUGCUGACUCGAGCUUGCGCCUACGACGACUAAAAAACCCUCCCGGGCGAUGGAGGCGGGCGAGAAAGAUUUCGCGGAGCGCCUCACGCGGUAUUCCAGCUCUAGGUAGUGUAGCUCUCGUGUCGGUGCGCCAGCGCUUUGCCCUUGGCGCGGCGAGGAUCGAGAGGAUCAAGAAGGAUCGAGGGAGAGAGCGGCGAUGGAUUCUACCAAAAUUGAGGGCUGGCUCUAUGUAAUCCAACCUCACAGGCUCAGGAUCCGCUUCCCCAGGAAGCGCUACUUCGUUCUCGAGGGCCGCCAGGCUACUUGUUACAAAUCCAAGCCCAUCCACGAUGGCGAGAAGCAAUCUUUGAAAAAGGGCGUUAUUCAGCCAUACACUAAAGUCGUUGACAAUGGAAGGGAGAAUAUCCAUGGCCAGGUUUUGCAUACCUUCACUCUCUCCGAUCCAAGCUUUGAUCAACAACAAAUGAAGCUCGCGGCACGGACUGCUGAAGAAGCAGCAAAAUGGAUGUCCGCUUUUAGGGACGCUGCAAGUAGCCAAGCUCCCCUCAGGCAAAACUUGGCAGUUCCGAAAAGAAAGCCAUAUUUUAGAUUUUUUGAACGAGGGCGAGAGGGAGGCCAAGAAGUUCCUGAUUGGACUGGCUUUUGGACUUCCAUGAGGGAGCAAGGAGACGUCAUUGCAGAAUCGCCUUGGAAAAUUCUUGGCUGUAAGAAUGGCCUGAGGUUAUUCCGGGAGUCUUCGAAAUCAAAGGGGAGAUUUACAAGUAAGUUUGCAGAUGACCAUCCCGCGAUUAUGGCUGUUGGAGUUGUAAAAGCACCUUGUGAGUCCGUUUUCGAUACCGUUAUGGCGUUGGGAGAUUCACGCGCAGAGUGGGAUUUUUGCUACUCAACGGGACGAAUUGUGGAGCGCAUAGAUGGUCAUACAGAUAUCGUUCACAAGCAGCUGCGUAGAAAAUGGCUCCCCGGACACAUGCGCGGGCGAGAUUUGUUAUUUCAUAGAUAUUGGCGCCGUGAAUAUGAUGGUUCAUAUGUAAUUUUGUAUCGUUCAGUGAGCCGCAAGGACUGCCCUACACGAUCAGGAACAGUGCGGGCCAAAUUAAAAAGUGGCGGCUAUGUAAUAUCCCCUCUGACCGGUGAAGGAGAGCAACCUGCACGGUCACUUGUCAGGCACAUGUUGGAAAUUGAUUGGAACACCUGGAAAUCUCACUUCAAACCUUCUCGUGUUCAGAAAAUCACGCUUCGCAUGCUCGAGAGGAUUGCUGGUUUGAGGGAACUGUAUAAAGCGAAAGUAAUUGAGCCGACGUGGGUGGAUGCCUCUCGGGAAUUCGACGAUCAAGCAGCCAAGGAAGAAAAGGAAGAAAAUGAAGAACGAGCGAUCGUCGUCAGCGAUCAGGAACCAAAGAGUGCUCAUAUCGACGAGCAAGAGUCAUUCCUCCGGGUGAACGACACGGACGAGUUUUUUGACGCUCCGGACGACUCCGAUCAGGAAGAUUUGCCCGAUGACAUGCUGCGUUCCGUAAGUGAGACCGAAGGCACCGAAGAAUUUGAGCCUGAGACUAAAUCGCUUCCCAAGUUUUCAAAGACCGCAAGUUUUGUCAAGCGCAUACAUGCCCUUGCAGCAGCAGCUCACAAAAAGGGAGCUCAACCUCAAACAGAGUUCUCCUCGCGAGACGCCGAAUUACUAGAUCGCGAAGGCACACUUCCAAAGUCGUCCUUUUACUGCAGCUGGAGUGCGGCUGAUCCGUCCACUUUCCUGAUUCGUGGAAAGAAUUAUUUACGGGAUAAUAAGAAGGUAAAGGCCAAGGAAACGCUAAUGCAGCUGGUUGCAGUCGACUGGUUUACAUCCAACCAACGGGAAGACCACAUUGCCUCUCGGGAAAAUACCUUUAUGCAGAAGCCUAAAGUUCGAAAGCUUGGCAGGUCGUUUUUCUUCAUUGUUAAUCUUCAGGUCCCGGGCUCCCCGACGUACUCCCUGGUCUUUUACUACAUGCUGAAACAGUCGCUCGAUCAGAUUCCCUUGCUGGAAAAGUUUGUGAACGGAGGUGACAGAUUCCGUAGCUCAACUUUUAAGCUCAUCCCUCACGUAGCAGAGGGCUCUUGGAUUGUCAAGCAGAGCGUUGGAAAAACCGCCUGUCUCAUUGGAGAGGCGUUAGAUCUACACUACUUUCAUGGGAAAAACUACCUAGAGCUGGACGUGGAUGUGGGUGCUUCAUCUGUCGCUCGGGGUGUAGUGAGCCUGGUGUUUGGUUACAUGAGCAAGCUGGUUGUGGAGAUGGCCUUUUUGAUACAGGCGAACACCGAAGAGGAUCUUCCAGAGAUGCUACUUGGUACAUGUCGUGUUUCGUCGCUGGAUGUGUCCAAGGCCGUGCAGCUGAAUCCAUCAGCGUGACUCCAAGAAUUUGGCUUUAAAAAACUCGUCCUGUGCGCAGGGGAGAGAGGCCCCCUUAGAAACUUCUGAGGGUUACAGUCGCUAGUACCUUGCUUGCACUAAUAACUCAUGAAGGUCAUCUGACCAGUGGACGUCCUGGUUCCAAUAUGUUUAAGAGCUGGGCUGCCAGUAAAGAUUCUCCACGCUCGACUUUUUGUGUUGCUGCUGUAAAAACUGAAUAAAAAAGUGAGUGUCUUGGCGCACCUUGUUAUAUGCC